CUGACAUUUGCAGCUCUGUCCACACAGCCCCUGUCUAAGGAAGGAAGCAAGCAAGCGGGACUCGCGCGCAGAUGGGCGGGCUCAGCCAUUCUCACUUGGUCUCCAGCAGUGGUGGCAUCCUGCAGCCUCUGCCUCAGUCUGCAAGAGAGCAGCAGGUGUGGAGCCUCUGGCUUGGGGACUGAAGGGAAGGCUGAGAACCCAGGAGGCCAUUUGACCCCGUCCUUUCUCAUGACUUGGUAAAACUCAAGGUCGCUGGGGACAUCAGCACCUGCUUCUCGUGACAGCUCAGGACCCAGGUGUGUCCUGCAGGUCGCUGGUGCCUCCACAGUUUCUGACUGCCCUAGUGAAGGCCUGUAGGCCUCAGGAACCUCAGGGCUCUCUGGGCUGACACCUGGACUGGUCCUGAGGAGUCACUGGGCCUCUGCAUUCAACCAUCAGGAAGGCAACGCAAUGGCAGAAAAGGGUGCGUCCCGGGGGGCCGGGCGACGGUUCUGGUCACUACCAAGGAAGCGUCGGGGAACACCAGGGCGCCACAAGCCAGAUGAAAUCAUGCACCAGGACAUCGUCCCACUCUGUGCCGCUGACAUCCAGGAGCAGCUGAAGAAGCGCUUUGCUUACCUGUCUGGUGGGCGGGGGCAGGACGGAAGCCCAGUCAUCACCUUCCCUGACUACCCAGCCUUCAGCGAGAUCCCGGACAAGGAGUUCCAGAAUGUCAUGACCUAUCUCACCAGCAUCCCCAGUUUGCAAGAUGCUGGCAUUGGAUUCAUCUUGGUCAUAGACCGAAGGCAGGACAAAUGGACCUCUGUGAAGGCCUCCGUCCUGCGGAUAGCCGCAUCUUUCCCAGCCAACCUGCAGCUUGUCCUUGUUCUUCGGCCCACGGGCUUUUUCCAGAGGACUCUCUCGGACAUCGCCUUCAAGUUCAACAGAGAUGAGUUUAAGAUGAAAGUGCCGGUCAUGAUGCUAAGCUCAGUACCAGAACUACAUGGCUACAUUGAUAAGUCGCAGCUGACCGAGGACCUCGGGGGGACCCUGGACUACUGCCACUCCAGGUGGCUGUGCCACCGCACAGCAAUUGAAAGCUUUGCCCUGAUGGUGAAGCAGACAGCCCAGAUGCUGCAGGCCUUCGGGACCGAGCUGGCCGAAACGGAGCUGCCGAAUGAUGUCCAGUCAACCAGUUUGGUGCUCAGCGCACACACGGAGAAGAAGGCUAAAGUGAAGGAGGAUCUGCAGCUGGCACUGAAGGAAGGGAACAGCAUCCUGGAGAGCCUCAGGGAGCCACUGGCUGAGAGCGCAGCCCACAGUGUGAACCAGGACCAGCUGGACAAUCAGGCCACUGUGCAGAGGCUCCUGGCCCAGCUGAACGAGACCGAGGCUGCCUUUGACGAGUUCUGGGCAAAGCAUCAGCAGAAGCUGGAGCAGUGCCUGCAGCUGCGGCAUUUCGAGCAAGGUUUCCGGGAGGUCAAAACCACCUUGGAUUCCAUGUCCCAGAAGAUAGCUGCUUUCACGGAUGUUGGCAACAGCCUGGCCCAUGUGCAGCAUCUCCUGAAGGACUUGACCGCCUUUGAGGAGAAGUCCAGCGUGGCUGUGGACAAGGCCCGAGCCCUGUCACUGGAAGGUCAGCAGCUGAUUGAGAACAGGCACUACGCUGUAGACUCCAUCCACCCCAAGUGUGAAGAGCUCCAGCACCUCUGUGACCACUUCGCCUCUGAGGUCACCAGGAGGCGGGGCCUUCUCAGCAAGUCCUUGGAGCUGCAUAGCCUCCUGGAGACGUCCAUGAAGUGGAGCGACGAGGGGAUCUUCCUGCUGGCCUCACAGCCAGUGGACAAAUGCCAGUCCCAGGAUGGCGCAGAGGCGGCCCUCCAGGAGAUCGAGAAGUUUCUGGAGACCGGUGCAGAAAAUAAGAUUCAGGAGCUCAAUGAGAUUUACAAGGAAUACGAGUGCAUCCUCAACCAGGACCUUCUGGAACACGUGCAAAAAGUCUUUCAGAAGCAAGAAAGCACGGAGGAGAUGUUCCACCGCAGGCAGGCCAGCCUGAAGAAACUGGCGGCCAAGCAGACACGGCCUGUGCAGCCCGUGGCCCCCCGACCAGAGGCGCUUACCAAGUCGCCCUCCCCCUCGCCAGGCUCCUGGCGAAGCUCUGAGAACUCCAGCUCUGAGGGCAACGCACUCCGCAGAGGGCCCUACAGGAGAGCCAAGAGCGAAAUGAGUGAGCCCCGGCAGGGCCGUACCAGCUCCACUGGGGAAGAGGAAGAGAGUCUGGCCAUCCUGCGCAGACACGUGAUGAAUGAGCUCCUGGACACGGAGCGGGCCUAUGUGGAGGAGCUGCUCUGUGUCUUAGAGGGCUACGCUGCAGAGAUGGAUAACCCCUUGAUGGCACACCUCAUCUCAACCGGCCUGCAAAACAAGAAGAACAUUCUGUUUGGAAACAUGGAGGAAAUCUAUCACUUCCACAACAGAAUAUUCCUGCGGGAACUGGAGAGCUGCAUAGACUGCCCAGAGCUGGUGGGGAGGUGCUUUCUGGAAAGGAUGGAGGAGUUCCAGAUCUAUGAGAAGUACUGUCAGAACAAGCCACGCUCUGAGAGCCUGUGGAGGCAGUGCUCUGACUGCCCCUUCUUCCAGGAGUGCCAGAAGAAGCUGGACCACAAACUGAGCCUGGACUCCUACCUGCUGAAGCCUGUGCAGAGGAUAACCAAGUACCAGCUGCUGCUCAAGGAAAUGCUGAAGUACAGCAAGCACUGUGAAGGGGCAGAGGACCUGCAGGAGGCGCUGAGCUCCAUCCUAGGCAUCCUCAAGGCCGUGAACGACUCCAUGCACCUCAUCGCCAUCACUGGCUAUGAUGGAAACCUUGGCGACCUGGGGAAGCUGCUGAUGCAAGGUUCCUUCAGCGUGUGGACAGACCACAAGAAGGGCCACACCAAAGUGAAGGAGUUAGCCAGGUUCAAGCCCAUGCAGCGACACCUGUUUCUGCACGAGAAGGCUGUCCUCUUCUGCAAGAAGAGGGAGGAGAAUGGGGAGGGGUACGAGAAGGCUCCUUCCUACAGCUACAAGCAGUCCUUGAAUAUGACGGCUGUCGGCAUCACAGAGAACGUGAAGGGUGACUCCAAGAAGUUUGAGAUCUGGUACAAUGCAAGGGAGGAGGUUUACAUCAUUCAGGCGCCAACCCCCGAGAUUAAAGCAGCAUGGGUGAAUGAGAUUCGGAAGGUGCUGACCAGCCAGCUGCAGGCCUGCCGGGAGGCCAGUCAGCACCGAGCCCUGGAGCAAUCCCACAGCCUUCCUUUGCCCACGCCGUCCAGCACCAGUCCCACAAAAGGGAACACAAGAAAUGUCAAGAAGCUCGAAGACCGGAAGACGGACCCGCUCAGCCUGGAAGGCUACGUGAGCUCAUCGUUACCAAAGCCCCCUGAGAAGGGCAAAGACGAUGCGGUCCCUAGCUCUACCUCUGAAAGCUCUGCGCUUUCCAGAAAGCGCUUCACGCUGCAGGGCUUGGCUAACCUCAAAGGUCAGAAAGCCUCUCCGACCAGUCCUGACAAAAAAGCUAAGCGACACGAAGUCAAGAGCGACCCGACUCCCUUUGGUUUGCGAGGCUGGAGCAAAACAUCCCACUCCCUGGAGGCCCCUGAGGAGGACGGAGGCUGGUCCAGCGCGGAGGAGCUCAUUAACUCAUCUGAUGCUGAGGAAGACGGGGGAGUGGGCCCUAAGAAGCUGGCUCCAGGUAAAUACACAGUGAUGAUGGAUGAUGAGAAAGGGGGCACUGACACCCUUGCCAUGAGGAGUGGAGAUAUGGUGGAGGUGGUGGAAGAAGGUGCUGAGGGCCUCUGGUAUGUUCGGGACCUGACCAGCAGCAAGGAGGGAUGGGUGCCAGCCAGCAGCCUGUCCACCCUCCUGGGCAAAUCCAGCUCAGCCCAGUGUCUGAGCAGCUCAGACUCCAGCCCAGGGUCAGCCGUGCUGAGCAACUCAUCCAGCUGCAGCGAGGGCUACCCUGCUCCCUUCUCCGAGCUCCAGGGAUAGUGGCCAGGCCUGGGUGGCAGGCACUCAAGGCCACCGUGCAGUAGACCAGCAUGCAAAUCUCUUAAGAUUUUGGGUUGUUUUUUUUUUUUUUUCUUUUUUUUUGCUUGGGUUUGCUUAGUUUGGGAGGGGAUGGUGCUCCGAGAUCUCUGGAAACAGGAGGCCCCUGUCAGCCAUGGGCUUCAGAGGACAUUGGGGCCUUGGAACCAGGACUCUGCUGCAUAUGCAGAAGCCAGAAGACAACAAUUCGCCACCAAAGCUUCUUCAGAGACUCCAGAGUAGACAGAGGCGGGGCUGUGGGUCAGGAGACCCCUGUGUAGAAAGCUGGGUGGUAGGCAACAGCCCCUGCUGUGCAGCCUCUCCAAGGUGUCUUGGCCUCUCUGGUGCUUUCGACGGGAACACAAUCCUGAGGAAGCCACUUCUAACAGGAGUGAACAGUUUGCUACCAACAGCCUAAGAGGGGGAUCAAGGGACUCUUGUCUUUUAUAAGUUUUUGAUUUUUUUUUUUAAAAAAAAAAAACAGGGAUUAACCCCAUGGCCAUUUUUUUGUGGUACUCUGGCCUCAAAACUUUAACCAAGAAUCACUGUGUUUACAUGAAAUGACAAUUUGAUACUGUAUUUGAUAUAAAACUAUUUUUUGUUACUGGGGUUUACAUCAAAGCACGUUGUUUAUACAACUAACUGAUUUCUGGGGCACUCUCACUGAGACCUGGCACUCCCUGGAAUACAGGUGCAGGAAGGUCAGCCAGGGGGUGUGUCCUCCUGGGCAGCCAGGGGGCAUUUCCUCCACCAAAAGCAGUUGGAAAUCACUGAGAGUCUUGCAUCUGCAUAGGUUUCGUUUUCACAAGAAAUGUAAAGUAUAAUUUAAAAUAUUAGCCUUCUUUUCUACAAUAUAAAGGAGACUCUCUGUUUUUUAAAAGAACAUCAUUAAAUUAGGAUAUUUUUAUUAUUUUUAAAUAAAAUGUAUAACUCCAUGCUGUCAGCCAUCCUCAGCAACUCAGGCACUGGCUGCCUCUCCAAGUCAGGGCAGGCCCUACUUCCCCUCCCUAGCCCUGCCCACACUGCCCUACAGCAGGAGGGGCUGCAGCUGAGCUUGGGGGGAGGGGCCUGCAGCCUCCAUUCAAGUCAAGGCAGAACUGCCACAAACUGUUGUUUUCCGCUUUUUUGUGUGUUUCAGAAACAAAUUCUGUUCUUUGGAAACUCUGUGCCUAGUAGGGCGAAUAUUUUUAUAUGUGUGUAUAUAUGUUCACGUGUGUACAUAGGAUCUUGGUGUAAAGGAUGUAUUUAUGGUCUCACGCUGCUGAACAUGUGUCACUUUACGGUCCCUCCCUGUCUCCUCACCCUGCUGCCAUGGGAGGCCACCGAGAGGCUCGUUCACCACUGUAUGUCCAGGAAAAACACCCUGCUCCCCUGCCCUGUGGCUUGCAAAGCCAUUACUGGCUACACCUUCAGAGAAUGGUAAUAAAAUAAAAAACGUGCAAAGA
Molecule: messenger RNA, 5489 nt
Organism: Mus pahari (shrew mouse)
Lineage: Eukaryota; Metazoa; Chordata; Mammalia; Rodentia; Muridae
Gene: Mcf2l
Product: MCF.2 cell line derived transforming sequence like
Exons: 32
Coding region: 451-4008 (1185 amino acids)
Biological process (GO): intracellular signal transduction; positive regulation of Rho protein signal transduction
Cellular component (GO): cytoplasm; extrinsic component of membrane
Molecular function (GO): protein binding; guanyl-nucleotide exchange factor activity
Source: RefSeq, a predicted model, not a curated record